AUGACUCUGUGCAGGCGCUCAAGUCAAUAUGGCGGAGGACGGGAUUCGAUGCACGGACCAGGGCAGAUGAAGGAUCCAAGAAACUUGUCUGACAGAGGAAUCUACCGCAAAAACAUCAAAUACCUUAUGCAUUUCCUAACAGAGUACAACUAUCCAAAUCCAAUUUCCGAGAGGAUUUUGAGUGCACCAUCCAUGAAAGAAUUCAAAAAGAUAUUUUUGUUUAUCUACAAAUUCAUCAAUCCUGUCAUCAAAGACUCUUCUAUUGACAAGAAACCAGAAGAAGAAAUACCAAAGAUUUUCAAAAUGCUUGGCUACCCUUUUCCCAUCAACAAGACAUCAAUGUUUUCUGUUGGAAGUCCCCACACUUGGCCUAACCUUCUUGGUGCAUUGAGUUGGCUGAUAGAGCUAACUAAGUUUUCAUUCAAUAUAGCUCAAGAUAUUGAAGGAAAUAUUAUGUUUCCUGAUGAUGUUUCUGAUGAUCUGACACAAGACAGUCAUGGCUACUUAAACAGGUAUUAUUUCAACUAUCUUGAAGAGKCUUAUACUGCAUUCAUGAGAGGAAAAGAGUUGGAUGAACUGGAUGACUUGCAGCAGACGUUUUUUGACAAAAUAAGAAGCCAAAAUGCAGGUUUCUACAAUGAACUCGAAGCAGUUGAGACUGAAAACGCUCACCUUGARCAAGAGCUAGCUAAACUUGAAGGGCCUUCAAGACUUGAGUCGCUUGUAGCAAAACAGAAAACUCUAGAGGUUGACCGAAAAAAAUUUAGCCAAUACAUCGAAGACUUAAAGAGRCACUCGAAGAAGUUAAAGGAAUCAAAUGACUUGCAAGAAGAAGAAAUUAUUUCCCUAAAGAGGGAGUUAGAAGCUAUCACUGUUGAAAACUGUAAACUACAAGUUAUUAUGGAGGAACAGGAGAUAAGCCCAGCUGAUGUCGAAAGRAUGAAGAAAGAAAAACAAGACCUGAUUAAACAGCUUCAGUUCUGGGAGAAAGAAAGGGACUUGAUUGAACAACAGAUAUGGAAUCAAGAAAUCAAGUUUGCCAAAAUUCAUGAAGAGACUAGUCAAACAAUACGUGAGUACAACGAACUAGCAAGRAAGAUGAAAAUAAUACCAGCAAACGCUGAAAAUGCUCAUGGAAUCGACUUCGAGAUACGAUACAAUGCUCAACAGACCGACAUGGCCGCUGAAUUUAAAGAAGUCGUUAAGCCAGCUUUGGUGCGUCUCCAAGAAAGGAUUUCAGAACACAACCGAGAGCUCCAAACAGAGCUUGUUACAGAAGAAGAAAACAUAGAUAAGUUUGCAGACAUGAUCAACGAGAAACAAGAAGAGCUUGACGCACUGAUGGCCAAACAGGAAGCUUUUGAUAAGGAAUUUGAGAUGCAAAAAAAGGUUAUGGCAGAAGAGCUCCAGAGAUACACACAAAUGGUAAAAAAUCAAGAAGAAAAACUACAAGAAACAAAGAAACAAGUGCAUGACUUUGACGAGAAGAAGAAAGCAGAGCUAAGAGAAAUACAAACUAGGGCAGACGAGAAAGCUGCAGAAUUUAACCAAGAAGUCAAUGAAUUGAAGAAGUUUGUAACAGAUGCGUGUCACGUGGUCAUGGCGCACAAAACAGCCAUGAGUGUUAUGGCAGACGAGCUCCAGAGAUACACAGAAUUGGUCAAAAAUCAAGAAGAAAAACUACAAGAAACAAAGAAACAAGUGCAUGACUUUGACGAGAAGAAGAAAGCAGAGCUAAGAGAAAUACAAACUAGGGCAGACGAGAAAGCUGCAGAAUUUAACCAAGAAGUCAAUGAAUUGAAGAAGUUUGUAACAGAUGCGUGUCACGUGGUCAUGGCGCACAAAACAGCCAUGAGUAAACUGGUUAAAGAGGUGGAACAGAAGGCAAAUGCUGCGUUGAAGGAAACCAAAAGUUUACAAUCGCAACUACCUGAGAUAUGUCAAGAGUUUAUGAAAAAGAUGUAA
Messenger RNA from Exaiptasia diaphana, 1965 nucleotides. Its product is annotated as kinetochore protein NDC80 homolog. Gene Ontology annotation, biological process: attachment of mitotic spindle microtubules to kinetochore. The record is from RefSeq and is a predicted model, not a curated record. Bases 1 to 1965 code for a protein of 654 amino acids. The transcript has 20 exons. NCBI's taxonomy places the organism in Eukaryota, Metazoa, Cnidaria, Anthozoa, Actiniaria, Aiptasiidae. Gene Ontology annotation, cellular component: Ndc80 complex.